UCAAAAGCACACGCACUACUUAACUAUCUUAGCUCUUGGCAGACCAUUUGAGCUAGGCAGCCGUGCUUGCUUCUUUUCAACAUGGAGGCGGUGGAGUCGUCGGUGGUGGUGAGCUGCGAGUGCUGCGGGCUGGAGGAGGAGUGCACGGGGGAGUACAUCGGCGGGGUGCGUGCCUACUUCGCCGGCCGCUGGCUCUGCGGGCUCUGCUCCGAGUCCGUCAAGUACGAGGCCGGGCGCAAGAGGGCCGGCGGUUCCGCUAAUUCCACGGAGGACGCCGUGCGCGCGCAUAUGGCCUUCUGCCGCAUGCUCCGGCGCCGGGACCCCGCCGAGCGCGUCGCCGAGGGCAUGUGCCAGCUCCUGCGCACCGCCUCCGGGAAGAAGAACAACAACCGGGCCGGCGGGGCCUCCUCCUCGUCCUCCAUGCCGCGGCCGGCGCCGCCGGCGGCAGUGGCUGCCGGCUGCGGACGCGGGGCUCCCCCGCUGGCGCCGCGCGUCGGCGGCGCCGCUGUCGACCGGGCUCUGAUUUGAGAUCGAUGUAUCAGCCUGUGUUCGGUCUUAUAUCGAUUAAUCGAUCGAUCGAGGUGCAUGCGUCGUACUUACGUCUUCAAUUCAAGAGCACACAUGCACUGGCCAGUAGUAGUUCAUUUGUUCAAGCGGAAACCACGUAUAUACGACGUUUAUAUGUAUGGAAUCGGAGUGUAAUUUCGGGAGACAUGAUGUGGUUUUGAUCAACAAACAAACCCUGUAUGUAUAGGCUCGGGUCGAUCUAUAUAUACUCAUGUGCUGUUCUUGGUGUCGAUCCUUUUGAUGAUCAUCGAGCAAUAAUACUGCAUAUAUAUGUUUGCUGCGUUGA
Messenger RNA from Brachypodium distachyon (stiff brome), 853 nucleotides. RefSeq lists its product as uncharacterized. The coding region runs from base 82 to 528 and encodes 148 amino acids. The record is from RefSeq and is a predicted model, not a curated record. NCBI's taxonomy places the organism in Eukaryota, Viridiplantae, Streptophyta, Magnoliopsida, Poales, Poaceae. The transcript has a single exon.